Molecule: messenger RNA, 2681 nt
Organism: Cuscuta epithymum
Lineage: Eukaryota; Viridiplantae; Streptophyta; Magnoliopsida; Solanales; Convolvulaceae
Source: the annotation of a GenBank genome assembly
CUUCCCAUCUCCCUCCCCUUCCCUUCCCUCUACUCCCCUUCAAUGCCUUCCCCUUCCCUCACCCUCAAACUCCCAAACACACCCUAAAUCAUUUCUAAAAAACAAGCGUUAUUAUCAACCCUUCUCAACCCUUCUGGAACCAAUAGAAAGAGCGAUCGAGGCUAUCUCCUCCAAUACUAAGCCAGAGUGACAAACCUGAUCCCUGCCCCUGCCUAGUUGCGGACGAAGCGCUGCACCGCUCUUCAAUCCUCCUCUCUGCAGCUUCUCCAAGCUCCGAUCGGCUGAAAUCACCUAAGGCGGCGGCGGAUUUGUUAGGGUUUGCUGCAUCUCGCCAUUCGCUUUUUCAUCAAUUAUUAUUGUUUCCCACAGUCGACUCUGAGUUUUCCUUUGAACAUGUGUUCUCAUUUCUUAUGUUGUAUCCAUCCCUACUUCGAUCUUCGGUCUUCACUCUUCAGUCGAACAAAAAAAGGAGCAGGCGCACUCCCUGCCUGAUCUCGGCCUCUCAGUCCAGGCGUCCAAGUUUCCAACAGAAAGUGCUCACUUCCUCUGUCUUCCGCAUUCUGGAGCGCGUGCGCCUUGCUCACCUUCAGGCUUCACUGCCUCACUGCUUCAUGCUUCACCGAUUUAACGUCUUCACCCGAAUCACCACUUCAGCCUUCUGCCUUCAUGUACAGAUUUGAGAAGUUGAUACACUACAAGCCAUUAAUGAGUCACGCGGAGAUGGGUCGAAUAAAUAGAUCUUUGCUAUACAAGAUGCAACUUUUUUAGGGAUGGAUGACUCCACAUCCUAUCCGCCUAUAGAACCUUCCAGCUUUGAUCUAAUCGUUAUAGGUACCGGUGUAUCGGAAUCCAUCAUUGCCGCCGCGGCCUCUGCCGCCGGAAAAUCUGUCAUCCAUCUUGACCCCAAUCCAUUCUAUGGUUCUCAUUACGCUUCUCUCCCCCUACAUGACUUCACUUCAUUCCUUCAAUCCCAUUCUAACUCUUCCUCCUCCCCUCAUCCUGCUUCACAAUACCACCAUGAAUCAGAUUUCCAUCUCAUGCCGCUUUGUACUCGCCAGCUGUACUCCUCCAUUGAUGUCUCUCUGUACUCACAGGAGCCUAUGAACUACUCCAGCAAGUUCAACAUUGAUUUGGCCGGACCUAGGGUUUUAUUUUGCGCUGAUUCUAUGGUUGACCUCAUUUUAAAUACGGGUAUCAAUCUGUAUAUGGAGUUCAAGUCGGUGGACAGGAGCUUCAUCUAUGAUGGAAAUGGUAACUUGGAUUAUGUGCCUGAUUCGCGCAGUGCAAUUUUCAAGGACCGCAAUUUAAGUUUCACUGAGAAGAAUCAGUUGAUGAGGUUCUUCAAGAUGGUGCAGGGGCAUUUGGGGGAAGAUUACACGGAAAUCAACCGGAUAUCUCAGGAUGAUUUGGAGAGUCCGUUUUGUGAGUUCCUGAGCAAAAUGGGGCUUUCAUCCAAGCUAAAAUCGAUUAUACUUUAUGCUAUAGCCUUAGCAGCUGAUGAUCAGGAAAGUGUGGAGGGUUAUAAAGUUAUCAAGACCAGGGAUGGGAUAGAUCGUUUAGCUCUUUAUCACUCUUCAGUGGGCAGGUUCUCCAAUGCACCUGGUGCUAUGAUUUAUCCAAUGUAUGGCCAAGGGGAACUUUCACAAUCCUUUUGCCGGCGUGCUGCUGUGAAAGGGUGUAUAAAUGUUCUUCGGAUGCCUGUCAAUUUUAUUCUCAAGGACAAGGGAAGUGGAAAUUACAAAGGUGUCAAAUUGGCUUCUGGUCAAGAACUAUUAAGUCAUAAUUUGAUAUUGGCUUCACCAUUUGUAAUUCCCUUUGAUACUGUCGAGUCUCGUAAUCAAUCUCUGCAAGAUGAUUCUCUUGGUCUUGAUGUAGUGAAAGAGAAGCUGGUUAAGGGAAUAUGCAUUGCAAAGUCCUCACUGAAACCAGAUGUGGCAAACUGCUUAAUAUUCUUUCCUCCUCGAUCUUUGAUCCCUGAACAGGUGUCAUCAAUUCAUGUCUUCCAGUUAAGCAGCAAUGUAGCGGUUUGCCCCAGUGGAAUGUUUGUGACUUACCUUUCAGUUAUAUGUGAAGAUGCUGUGCAAGGGAAGAAACUGCUUGACGCAGCCAUUAAUGCAUUGUUCUAUGUUCCUGUUUCUGGUACUUCUCAAAAUGAUCAUACAGACCAUCCAAAUUCAAAUGCCAAACCGGCAAUACUUUGGAGCACCUUGUAUGUACAGGAGCUGACAAAGGAAGGUUCAUUUGAUUCUGUCGCUUCAGUCUCAAUGCCGGACGGGAAUCUGCAUUACAAUGAGGUUUUGGCUGCCUCUGUUAAGAUAUUUGAGAAAAUGUACCCUGGUGAAGAUUUCUUACCAAAAGCGGCUACAUCGUCUGAAGAGGAGCAUGUGUGAACGACUACUGCACCACAUAUGAUAGGGAUGUUUGAGGGAUGCGGUUGGACUUGGACUCGUCAUGCUGCCUGUUGUAAACAUAUUAUUACUUUCUCCCAGAAAAUAGGGCAGUUUAAGAUUCAAAGCUGAACCAAACCCAACUUUAGAUAGUUUGAGUUUGGUUAGUUUAACAUCUUCACAAGCUGAACCCUUUUAUAGAUUAGUUCACCGACAUUCACGGGUAAUUGUGACUUAACAUGUUACUGAGUACAUAGUCAAAAAGAAGCUUCAAAUUAUGGAAAAAUCAAAUAU